Messenger RNA from Limulus polyphemus (Atlantic horseshoe crab), 2194 nucleotides. RefSeq names its product WD repeat and SOCS box-containing protein 1-like. The transcript has 10 exons. Gene Ontology annotation, molecular function: protein binding. Bases 223 to 1410 code for a protein of 395 amino acids. NCBI's taxonomy places the organism in Eukaryota, Metazoa, Arthropoda, Merostomata, Xiphosura, Limulidae. The record is from RefSeq and is a predicted model, not a curated record.
UCGCUGAACGAAUAAGAUUGGUGCAUCAAGCUGCUGUCUGGGUGAUAUUACGGUAUAAAUUCUACGAAUGGUAACACUUGAAGAAGAUUGGGUGUACGGUUACUGUUUGGACGUUAGUAUCGAGGCCUUAAUUUUAAGUUUGGUGAUUGAAGAUUUUUCAGCGUAAAAAUUCAAUAUAAUAAGAGAAGAAACGCCUGUUACUGCAAUUUAUAUAUUCAUUUAAUGGCAAGUUUCAAGAAUAAAACAAGAGAUGAAAUACCUACAGCAAAAUUAUUAGCUCAGUUAAAGCCGUCUGAAGUGAACGAGAAUUAUUACCCUAAUGAUUGGGAAACAUGGCAGUGCGCUUUUGCACCCGAUGAAUCGUAUUUUGCUUGGUCUUGUGGAAAUCGUCUAGUCACUCUUGUACCUUGGAAUAGAUGCAAGUCUACUUUGCCACAGUUGUCGGAGGUCUUGGCACAGUUAGUUCUUCCAAAGCCAGGAAUCAGUAAUCAUUAUUUCAACAGAGCUUCGACAGAUGACACGGACAAGGACGGACACAAACUUCCACAUAAAACCAUCACUAUUGAUUGUGGGUGCUUGGUGAGGUCAGUGGCCUUUGGUUCUGCUACUUCGGAUAAGAAACACUUGUCAUCGAAAGCCUUUUGGACACACUUCAGUGUUUCGAAGGACCUCAUCCUUGCUACUGGUCUUAACAAUGGUCGCAUUCGAACUUGGGAUAUCUUCACUGGUCAUUUAAUUUUGGAGCUCAUGGAUCAUAGGAGCGUUGUUACAGAUCUUGCUUUUGCCCCAAAUGGUAGUCUCAUCCUGGCCUCUGUAUCUCAGGAUGCAACUAUCAAAUUCUGGGAUCUGAAUGAUGAUGGAAACAUGUUUAAAACAUUGAAGAUGAAUGGGAAAUCUGUAAACUCUUGUGCCUGGUCUCCAGAUGCCAGAAUGUUGGCAACUGUAGGAAUGUGUACAUCUGUUUAUGUGUGGGAUAUGAAUGACUACAGUCUGAAACUUCGACUGAAUGGACACAUGUACGAUGUUGUAGCUUGUGAGUUUUCUCCUGAUGGAAGUCUUAUAGCCACAGCAUCGUGGGACACGCAGGUUAUUUUGUGGAAUUCCUAUUCUGGAAUGAAGUUAAGAUGUUUUGGUCAUCUCUUCCCACCUCCAAGACUUAUUUAUGCAUCGGGGGCAAAUGGAACAUGGGUACGAGGACUGUCCUUUUCUCCUGAUGGAACCCACAUAGGGACGGUAGCGGAUGAUGGUUAUGUACGAUUUUGGGACAUUUUAUCACAUGAUGACCCUGUAGCUGUUGGGUCAGUAGAGGAGGCACUGUGCUGCACAUAUUCCCCAUCUGGACGGGUUUUGGCUGUUGGUGGAGGCCUCACAUUGAAUGGAGGAGAAGAUGAUAAAGUAUUCAUCGUGUAAGGUGGCGAUUGUGGUCUAGGCCUAACGUUGGUUCAUCUUCUCGGCCGGCACGAGAGCCCUUCCCCUUCAGCUCGCAGUGUGCUGAAGUUGGUGGGCAGAGAGGUUUGUCUCUCGGUCUUUACUGGGAACAAACCAAUUUAUAUUAUAUGUGUGCUAAUAGUAUAUUCAUUCAUCAGUAUUUUUUAUAAACUAGAAAAAUUGGUAGAAUUAAAUCUUCAUUUCAUUGUUCAGUAAUACCGUUUAUGAAGUACUACUCAAAAAUAUUGUGUUUAAUUUUACUUCAAAAGAACUUAUUCUAAAUAUAUAUAUUGAAUUAUUAUAAUUGAAAUAACCUGUGAACUUUUACAUGAUAAACUGCCAAUCGUUGCGAUUUUUCUUUGCAACUAUCUCGCCUGGACAAACUGAUUUUACAGACGUCAAACUCAUUGAAUUUCCUCUUUUUCACCAAAUCGUUCCCUUUCUAAUUUAAGGUUUAUUAUCAGUAAAAGUGUAUAUAUAUGGUUUUAUCGUGACUGAUUUCGCUGCUGCCAUCAGCAAGGUAGUAAGGUUCGAUUCAAAUGUCUGUUUAAUGGUGUUUCUCUUUCCAGGUUCCAAUGUCUUCUGUUAAAACCUUGCAUAUCCUUUGUAUUAUUUAAAACUUUCAUAAAAUCUUGCAUGAGGAUAAGUUGAAAUCGGUUUACUUUUUUUGUUCCAGUUAUUAAAAUUUCAUUGUGAUAAAUUUUUCAUAAAUUUUUUUUCUUUUCUUUUUUAAUUGUAAACUGUUUUGUUGCUCGAUAAGUUGGAA